This is a messenger RNA of Morus notabilis, 822 nucleotides long. Its product is annotated as dehydrin Rab15. The coding region runs from base 81 to 509 and encodes 142 amino acids. The transcript is spliced from 2 exons. Lineage: Eukaryota; Viridiplantae; Streptophyta; Magnoliopsida; Rosales; Moraceae. The record is from RefSeq and is a predicted model, not a curated record. Gene Ontology annotation, biological process: response to water.
ACAAAUCAUUACACAUUCACCACAAGAUUUUGUGUUAAGCUUUGAAAUAGUAUUGUUCCUUGAUAAUUGGAAGAAAAAAAAUGGCACAUCACCAAAACAAGCAUGCUCCACCACCCCAAAGCGACGAGUACGGCAACCCGGUUCGCCAAACCGAUGAGUACGGCAACCCCAUUCCUCACGGUGGCGCCACUACCCGCACCACUGGGUAUGGAACCACCACCACUGGCGCCACUGGUGGUCAGGAAGGACACAAGCUUCAUCGCUCUGGAAGUGGAAGCUCAUCAGAGGAUGAUGGGAAAGGGGGGAGAAGGAAGAAGGGGGUGACGGAGAAGAUAAAGGAGAAGCUGCCGGGGACCCACAAGGAUCAAACUCACACAACUGCCACCACCACUCCUUGCGGUGGUCACCAAGUGCCCAUCACAGGUAAGCAGGGAGAACGUGCGCAGCCUGAGAAGAGAGGGAUCGUAGAUAAGAUCAAGGAGAAGCUUCCAGGCCAGCAUGGAACAUGAACAUCAUUAGACAGCUAGCUACGUCGAUGGACUAAUAAUAAUGAUAUGAAUAAUAUUAUACUUAUUAUUACUACUUUCUACUCGGGGUUCGUAUUCUGUCUACGUGUAUUGUGGAUAAGUUGUGUGUUUGUACGCUAGUCUUGUGGAGCCUUAUAAUGAGCUUACCAGUUAAGAGUCUUGGUACGGACAAAUUGUAGUUUCGGCUUGCUGUCCAAUAAACUGAUGUGUACCGCUUUAUGUUUGGUGCACAUCAUCCUGUGUGUUUGUACAAGUAUAUGUGCACUUACGGAUUAUGCUUACUAAAGUUUUAUUA